Electrophorus electricus (electric eel) is the source of this 9573-nucleotide messenger RNA. RefSeq names its product zinc finger, FYVE domain containing 26 (gene zfyve26). Lineage: Eukaryota; Metazoa; Chordata; Actinopteri; Gymnotiformes; Gymnotidae. Gene Ontology annotation, biological process: regulation of cytokinesis; mitotic cytokinesis; double-strand break repair via homologous recombination. Gene Ontology annotation, cellular component: centrosome; lysosomal membrane; midbody. The record is from RefSeq and is a predicted model, not a curated record. Gene Ontology annotation, molecular function: metal ion binding; phosphatidylinositol-3-phosphate binding.
AUUCUCGUGGCCCCACAUCUGGGCGCAAGGCCGUAAUCUGACCAUCGACAGAGCUAUGUGACUUGGAUGACAAAAAUGAAUCAUGUGAAGCUCUAGUUACCAUUUUCAUUGGCUGAAUCUGGGUAACUGCUAACGCACCCCCUGACAGCCACUUGUGCGGGUGGACUGUGCCGUCAUGCAUCCAUUUGGCCGGGAGGAGCAAAGCUCCAGAGCGGACCUCUUCCACUUCUUCACACAGUGCUUACGUCACGGGGAAUGGGAGUUAGCUGCUGCCUGCAUGCGCCAACUCAGUCAGGCUGCCGAAGUCCUUCCGUGGAGCCUCAGCGACAUAAUCACAGCUGUCAUAACACACCCUUACCCACUCCCGUGGGAAACGGUGGGAAGUCCUCACAGACUAGCCUGGUUCUGGCUGCAGAUCCUUGACAGACAUGCAGAAGGCAAGGUGCCUGUGUCUGUCAGGAGAGAGCUGGCCUUCCUGCUGCUUUUAGAGGAGCUCGGUGAGGAGGUACCUCUGACUAUUCUGAAGGAGCUCCACCAGGCCUUCCUAGAUGCCGAGCUCGCCAAGCAGAAGGUCCAGACCCAGGGCCCGCCCUCAGCCCUGGGAGCUCCUGCCCUCAGCCCCACUUCCCUGUCCUGCAUCCGCUCAGUGCUGUCGUGCCGCAGCCCGCGGCUGGCCCAAGCUCUCCUGGGAUUCCUGGGCCGCGCGGAGUCGUGCAGCGAGGGCAUCUUCCUGCGGCGUCUGCGGCAGCUGGAGCGGAGCGAGCACUGGGCAGAUGAGGCCUGUACUGAGCUGGCCCUGCUGCCCUGGGGGUCGGAGCUGGAGCCCUUGUGGGAGGGGCUGUGGCAGGGGCGACGGGGGCCCCUGACCGAGGAGAGAGUGCUGGGGGCUCUACUUAGGCCCCGCUGCCGAGCACUGCUCACCUCUUACUGCUCCACUGCCGUGCGGCUGCUCAGGGACGAGCUGCUCCGGCAAGCGCCGCACGCACAGGUGGACUUACCCGAAGCAGAGAAGGCCAUGCUUGGUCUGUGCUGUCAUGGCGACCGGCCAGCGGUUUGGAAGGCCGUGUACUUUGAGUGUGUCAACAGUGGAAAGCACUUCGUGGAGCAGGUCCUGGUCACUGGGCUUGACCUCAUAAAGAGGGAGGAAUUCUCGAAACUGCAGGCAUUACUCGGGGCGGAGUUUCAGCCGCUGUCCCGCCUGCUGCUGUUACUCGGCUGGGUGCACUGUCAGAGCCUUGACUCCGCCCAGACGCUUCUCAGGGUGCUGCACCAACAGCAGGCCCAGUCUAAUGAUGUGGUACUCAGCGAGUUUGCAAACCUUCUAUCUUCUCAGCUAGGGGUUUUAGAAUGGUGUGCCAAAAAUAACCCAGUGAUAGGCCACGAGGCCCUGGUGUCUCUCCUACAUGCUCUGGAUAACCACUCCGCUCUCUAUGUACUCCACUGCCUCACUCCCCUGCCUCAGUAUGAAGAGCAGAGUGUGCUGGAGCUCCUGCAGACAGCAGGAGACCCAUCGCUAGGCGACAGCCAGAGCAGCUCUGCCCAGCGCAAUGUCAUCCUGUUCAGGGGCUUCUGUGCCAUGAAGUACGCCGUCUACGCCGUGUGCGCGAACGCGCGCCCACCCUGCGGGGACCCAGACCACAGCCCGCACCAGCUGCAGGUGGGGGAGCAGACUCCGGAGAGCCAGGCCCCCAGAGAACCCUCGUCCCUGUGCCAGGAGUACCUGUUGGAAUGUCAGCUCUACCUGGAGUCAGUGCCUGCGAUGUUUCGCCUGGAACUACUGGAGAACAUCUUCUCCCUCCUCUUCCUGUCUGACUCGGACUUCAUCCGAGAGGCAGAGUCGGCUGGCGGCGAGACGAAGCAGUACGCCGAUGGCAAAGACGAGCUCCAGGGCGGCGAUGCCGGCUCGAAAGAGCAAGCGAAGGGUGGUGUGGCGGGGGGCCGGGCCCGGGCCCGAGCCCGAGCCCCCGGGCUGCCUGGCAUGGUUCCGGGAUGCCGCGGCUUUCUGCUGGACGCCCGCGGGGUGGAGGAUGUCCUGCGGCUGCUCAGGCAGGGUCUGGAGGGCGUGUGCACGCUGUCCCAUUCCGACAGCCGAGUGCUGGGUGCCAAGGUCGCUGAGAGCUUGGGCUGCUCAGUAACCGCGGAGACAUUUGCCGCACGACUGCAGAGAUUGUCUAAGUGCACAGCCGAGGCGCAGUGGAGGCUGCAGGUCGUCACCAGUAACUAUGGCAUCGGUGUAGGUGGGCUUGCUGCAGCCUCCCCUGUGGUAAGCUCUUCCCAGUCUCUGAGGCGUAGCAAUAGCAGUGGUGUGUCUGGGGUCAGGAAGAAGAAGCGAAGCCAUCGUCAUCGCUCUGACCGAAACAUCACCUCUGAGCGGCAAAAUGGAGAGAUCAGCACCAGUACUUCAGAUGGGGGCGGGAGCGGAGCUGCAGGCGUGUGUGUGGAGCACGACACGUGUGUGUGCGGAGGGUCGCACAUCUGGCUGGUUCCUGCCUUGUUCUCCCCGCCGGAGUCUCUACUCAUCUCCUGCAUCCGCAGGGACAACUACGUGGAGGCCCACCAGGUGAUGCUGAUGUUUGGCUUGGAGAACGCGCCGUGCUCCGGGGAGCUGCUCUUCAUGGAGCGCUACCGUGAAGUCCUGACUCAGCUUGCCCAGGUGGAGCAGAAGAUCGAGAGUCAAUCACUCUCUUCCUCAUCAUCAUCCUCGGAGGGGCUGGGCUCUGGUGGGGGGGCGGGGCCUGGGAGGACCAGACUGGCCAGCAGCAGCCGCUCCACACUACAGAGCAUCGGCAACGCAGCUGCAGCAGGCAUGGCCUUCUACUCGAUCUCGGACGUCGCUGACCAGCUGCUCAGCACACCUGCCCGCCCCGUGCCCUGCCUCGAGGAGGGCUACUGGCUUGCGCAACCCCUCCCCGACUCCUCGGGCCUCCUGCGCCUCCUGCUGCAGGAGCUGAGCCCCGCGAGCAUGGCCGCCUUCGACCUGGCAUGCUGCCAGUGCCAGCUGUGGAAGAGCUCGCGGCAGCUGCUGGAGACAGCCGAGAGGAGGCUCCACGCCUCGCUGGAGGGCCGAGGUGUGAAGGUGAACUCCAUGGUUCCUCACUCUGAAGGAGUUUGUGGCUAUCCUUCUGUGUUGGAACGUAUCGGCAAGAUUCUUAACAGAACAUCUGCCAGCAAAGGACCAGCAAAACCAGAUGGUAGUGGAGAGGAGGGUGUGCCCCAGGCUCCGUUUGGCUGUAGUGCCCAGGAUGUGCUGCUGUGUUGUCACCCAUCCCUGACGGAGGAGGUCAUCGCCGGACGCCUCGCCCUCAUCCAGUGCCUGGAUGUCACCCUGCAGACCCUGGCCGCCGCCAUGGACGCGGCUGGUGAAGGCCAGUCAAACAGUGCCGUGCUGUCCUUCCUGCUUGACCAGGCUGUGCUGAAGCCGUCCGAGCUGGACUCGCACCCCGUGCGCUUGGCCAUGAAACAGCUGCUGCGUUCGCUCGACCAGCUCGAACAGCUCGGCCUGCCUCAGCCGGACAGCGCCCCACACAGGCCGGACUACGUCCGCAGCUUCCUGGACUAUGUCAACAUGCUGGCGAAGGUGCUCGUCCGCAGCCUGAGCUCCGAGGAUCAGAGUGCAGAUGUGAAGCUGGGGAAUCCUCUCCUCGUGCUGCUGCAGCCACCUGCCCAGCUGCUGUCGCACUUGCUCUUCGAGAGGCAGGUGGCACCUGACAGGUUGUCAUCUCUGCUACAUCAGGAAGGCCUGCAUGUGAGCGUCCAGCAGGUCAUAGUUCAGCGCUGCUGUGAGCCCCUCCCCCUCUGGGACCCCCGCUUUCCGAAGGUCAUGGGGGCCAGCGUGGGCGGCGCCUUCUGCCCUGCCAGCAUCUCCGCCCUCCUACAGCAGCAUGCCCAGGAGUGCGUGCCUGCCCUCGAACUCUCCGACCCCACCUCUGCGUCCGACCCCGGCUCGGCGUCCGACGCCUCUGUUGAAGCCGCUGACCCUCCGAACCCUUCCGCCUCCCCUCCUUCCCUGUCUUCGUCCCCGCCUUCGUCUUCCUCCUCCUCCUCUUCCUCCUCUUCCUCGCUCUUCCUCCUCACGCCCUCCGCGAUCUCCUUCCUGAAGUCCCGCUCGGCCCUGGCGGCAGCGCUCGCGUGCCUCUCCGCUGGCCGGGCCGAGGUGGUCCGCUCCGAGGUGACCUGGCCGGCCCUGUCGGGGUGGACCGGCCUGCCCUCGUACUUCCGGAGCGCGGUGCGCAAAGAGGCGGUGCUCGACAGCGAGCAGAUCGCCCGCGAGGGCGAGGCCUUGCUCCGGGACUACCCGGUCCUGAGGGCCUACUUGCGAGACAUGGUAUCGCCACUGCUGGGGGCCCGGCUGGGCGUGGCCGAGGGCGAAGACGGCCUCGGGGCAGUGCUGUGCGGCAAGGCCGUGGUGGGGAUGCUGUUCUCUGGGCUGCAGGAGGGGGCAGGGCAGUUGCUGGCAGCCCACGCCUUCCAGCAGGCCCUAAGCGGUGGGGACCUCGACCGAGCCCUGGCCCUGCUGGAACUCUACGCUCAGAGCUGCAGCCAGCAGGAGGUGCUGCGGGACAGGCUGCUUGCAUGCACUGCACUGGAGGAUGCAGGCGCCGGUGGCCCCGAGCGACUGAUGCGUGUGUGUGACCAUGAACUCCGCGCUCGGGCGGCGCUGCAGGGCUUGGAGCAGUGGCCGCUGCAAAGCUGCCUUCACCUGCUGCGCUUCUGCCUCUCCGCCUCCGUCGACCCAGACGACGAGCUCACGCUGCAGCUCCGGCUGAAGAAACGCGAACUCGACAUGUACCACGGGAUCCUGAGCUUGCAGCCUCCACUGAAGUGGCACACAUGGCAGGAGCUGAGGGAUGAGUCCAGGAGGAACCCAGAGGACAUGUUGACCCUGCUGCUGCACACCCAGGACUUUGAGCUGUGUUCUCAGUGGGUGGAGCUAUAUCCUGUUUCAGAGCAGUCAAGGCUUCAGCUCCAGACAGAGAGCCUGCUCCAUCUACUAGACAAAGGCCACUCUGAGGAAGCCUUCCAGCUCCUCGAGAGCCUCUCUGAUUCGCUCGCUUUGGAGGUCAGCGAGCACGCUCUUGAUCGAAGGCCUGGAUUGGCUGCCUGCCACUUCUUGUCCGACUACCUCACGCUGCACUUUCAGAGUCGAAUGACCCCAGCACGCAGACGUCACAUAAACGCCCUGCAUCUUGGCUCUAAGGUGCUGCUGACGCUUCCGGAAGCUUCCCGGCCAGACUACUUCCAGCUUCUCGCCGAACCCCUUCUCAUGCUCGAGCAGCUCCUGAUGAACCUCAAGGUGGACUGGACCUCGGGCGCCGUCACCACGCUCCGGAACCUUCUGCCUGCCGAGGAUGCUGGCAUCAGCGGGCAGCAGAUCGACGCGCUGCUGGCUGAAUACGCCCACAAGGCCCUUGAAUUCCCCUAUGCCCCACGGGAGAGGUCACGGAGCGAUUCCAUCAUCAGCCUGCAGGAGGCGCUGCUUCAGUGCCCGGCCAUGGAUGCAGCUCCACUUUCCCCGAACCACACGCCACCUUCCUCAUUAGGUAGUACUCCCAUGCACACUCCAUCUAGCUCCGCCCACAGCCGAGAGUGGGGUUCCAGCGGCAGGAGGUCACGCCCCUCAACCGCCCUCUUCACACCCCCAGAGAAAAUGCCAGAUCGCAAAGACUGGAUACCCGACCACCAAAAGCAUAUAUGCAUGGUGUGCCAGAGAGAGAGGUUCACCAUGUUCAACAGGCGACACCACUGUAGGCGCUGUGGGAGGCUGGUGUGUCACGCCUGCUCCACCCACAGGAUGGCAGUGGAGGGCUCGGAGGAGGCCGUGAGAGUGUGUGAUGAGUGCUACAACUUCUACCACCCCGACUCAGAUGACGAGCUGGAGCAAAUGGAAGCAAUUGGCAGCCCUGUCUCCAUCGAUGGAGUUUUAGACGGGGUUGUCGAUAUCCCCGAGAUUCCUCAGAAGCAGUACCGGCUCAGCCCGGACCCGGCAGAGAACCAGCAGCUGCAGAGUGAAUUCUACUACGAGCAGGCCCCCAGUGCCUCUCUCUGUGUGGCAAUCCUCACCCUGCACAGCGACCACGCCACAUGUGCCCACCAGCUGAUUGGCCACUGCCGCUCGCUGUCCCGCCGGCUGACCAAUCCCGAGGUGGAUGCCCGCCUCCUGACUGACAUCAUGCGGCAGCUGCUGGUCAGCGCCAAGCUGAUGUUUGUCCGGGCGGGACGCAGCCAGGACCUGGUCCUCUGUGACAGUUACAUCAGCAAGGUGGACGUGCUGAAGAUCCUGGUCAGCGCCAACUACAAGUACAUCCCGUCCCUGGACGACAUCCUGGAGAUGGCGGCGGUGAUGCGACUCAGGAACCAGCUGUUGGAAGCUGAGUACUAUCAGCUGGCCGUGGAGGUGUCCACCAAAAGCAGCCUGGACACCAGCGGCGUGUGGCAUGCCUGGGGCAUGGCAAUGCUGAAGGCCGGCUGUCUUGGUGGCGCCCGUGAGAAAUUCUCCCGCUGCUUGAAGGCUCCGGUGGACCGUAACCAGCUAAACCUGGGCCCCCGGCUGCUGCAGGAGGUCGUCCAGCACCUGGAGUCCAGCGUGCGACUCACGCAGGGCACGGAUAUCCGUGUGCGUGUGCGUGCAUGGGGGUGUCUGCAGGCAGUCAGUGAGGAUAUUCUAGCGUCCCUGACGGAGCUGGAGCUCAUCCUCCGUGACCAGGCUGCCAUGGAUCGGCCGGAGGGCCAGGUGCAGCGCUGCAGCCACUACCAGGAGUGCCUGUACUACCUGCUUACGUACGGGACGCACCUCAGCCUCGUCAGCUUCUACCUGCGUCACGACCGCCUGCGAGAUGCUCUCACGCUCCUGCUUAGCAAGGAGUGCCCCGAGGAGGUGUUCCUGGAGGGCGUGCUGCAGCCAUGCCUGGAGCGGGGCCGUCUGGGGGUCCUGCAGGGGUUGCUGGAGAGCCUGGACCCCACGCUCGAGAGAUGGGGCCACUACCUGCUGGCAGCCUGUCACCAGCUGCAGCGCAAGGCCCAUUACCACACACUCUACCAGCUCCAGCAGUUUAUGAUGGACCACGUGCGUGCCGCCAUGACGUGCAUCCGGUUCUUUGUGCACGGCGCGCGCUCCUACCUGCAGCUGGGCGAACAGCAGCGCUGGCUGGUGCGGGCCACUGAGCAUCUGCGUGCCUAUCUGCAGCAGCAGCAGCAGAGCCGGCGGAGGAUGACGCCCCCGGGCUCCGCCCCAAACCCCGCCCCCACCACUGCGACCUUCCGGAAGAGGAUGAGCUCCAGCGACGUGUCCAGACACAUGAACACUAUUGUGCUGCAGUUGGAAGUGACACGCUUCCUGCAUCGCUGCGAAAGCUCCUCCCCCACUCGAUCUGCUGUUAGCCCCACCCCUGCCGGGAAUAGUGGUCCACCCACCCUCUUUGGGGGAAGUCCAAUGAAGAUGGAUGUGGCUUGCAAGGUGAUGCUGGGGGGUAAGAACAUCGAGGAGGGGUUUGGCAUCGCGUAUCGAGUCAUACAGGACUUCCAGCUGGAGCCGCGGGUGGUGUACGUGCGCGUGGGCCAACGGCUGGUGCACCAGCAUCAGUACCACGCCGUCCGGCAGCUGCUCAAGUGCGUCGGCGAGUCGGGAGCGGCUACGAAAAGUGACUGCGAUGCCAUCAUUCUCAGCUGCGUCUCGGCCGCCGAGAAGAGUCCCGCUGAUGCCAAAGAACUGGAGUCUCUCAUUUUGGAGUCCAAAAGCCCUGAGAUCAAGAUAAAGGCAUAUCUGCAGUGCAGUAAACUCAGAGCAGCGUACCUCCUGGCUGUAAAGCUGGACUCGACAAAGGCGGGGCCCCAGGUCCAGGAAGUGCUCCAGGCUGCUGAGAGUUCAGGCGACUCCAUCAUGCAGGACAUCUGUCGCCAGUGGCUCUCUGAACAUCAGGAGCAGUUGUCUCGCCAACGCCACGGCCACAACAGGUAGCCCAUGUCAGCAACUGCCACUCAACUCUUGCUCCCAUUGGCUCCUGGGGAUUGAAGCUCCGCCCUGCUCUGCUCCGACUGGCUGGAGUGGGUGUGCGUGAAGCUGCUUAUUUAUUUCCCAGGAAGCGAAUCACCAAGGUGCCACCCCUGUCACGUGAUCAGGUCUGUUGACUUUAGGGCCAAAUCCAACAACUUUCCACCUUUCCACACUUCUGAAAGUGCGGUAUUAUCCUUGACCUCAAGUCUAUUUCAGUGCUUCCUGCGAAUUUAAGAUUGUCUUGCAGAAGCACUUGAUGGCAGCAUGGGUUACCCACUCGCCUUAAGCAUGUGUGGCCAGUAUUUAACAAAAUCACACAGUCCAGACUACAGAACAGUUCAACCGACAGCUGACGAGCUCUGCUAAUGCAACGUGGCAUUUGGUGCCCGCUGCUGGAGUUUACUUCUUUCGAAACCACUGACAGAUUCACAGCACCUUUCACUGUCCAACCCAAACACGCAAAGGGAUCCAAUUUGCAACGUUCUGUGACGAUUACCCCAACCUUCCAGGCAAGUCACUUCUAAUCUGAGACCAGACUCGCUCGAGCCUUGGCAGUAAGGCAGUAAUCCUAGCUCAGAUGGAUGGGGUUCUUCCACAGGGUUCUCGUUUGACCCCAGAGCACUUCAGCUCCAAACAGGGUACUGUGUGUGUGUGUGUGUGUGUUAUGCAUCAACUGACCUAUUCAUCAAGAUAUAAAAUAGUGAUAUGGAUAAUAUAAUUGAUCCAGUCCUCUUACUCUUAAUACAGUAUGUUUGAUGAAUAGAUCUUGAAAGAAAUGUGUUGCAUGGUUUGAGAAGUCCCGUCUUUUUUUGUUGCCUCUGUGAUGGUAUAGGCUUUUUGUGUAAAGUCUGCUUUGAAAUGCCACUUUUUACCCACAAUCCUCAGUAAAGGGAAUCCAAUGUCUUGGGGAUGAGUGCAUUACUGAAAAAAUCUUUUUGGAGGGAUCCUGUGUAUAGCACAAGAGUUUGAAUAGUGCUCAGGUUAUGAAACUAAACAAAACAAGCAGCCUUCGAUGUUUUGUACCAACGCAACGUUAUUUGGGCAUUUUUCAGCACUACUCUUCUUGGAUGUUUAGGCUUUGUAAAGUCAAUCUAGCAAUUAUGUUUGUGUGUGCGCGUGUGUGUGCGUGUGUGUCAGAAUUUGCAUUGCCACUUUAUUUGAUAUAUUGUUACUUGUUUAAUUUGUAUGAAUAGGCCAUACUGUGUGUGUGGGUUUAGGUGUGUUUUUUGUAUCUCUGACUCACCUGUAAUUCACAGCUUUUCUGAGACACAUCCACUCCACUAACAGUACAGUUUAGUGUGUGGGUAGAGUUAAUCCACUGCUAGAAGGCUAUUGGUCGUGGGAGUUUCUAUUCUCUUGCUUGUUUUCAGUCACUUUCAGUUGGUAUAUGGGGAAAAUCUAAUAAGAGACAAAUAAGAGACAUUUGCUUUUUUCUGUCCAGACACAGUAAUGUCAGGUAAUGAUGGAAAUGUGAUAACUAACUUAAAUAUCUGUUUACCCUGUCUAUGCACACAAAAUAAAAUAAGCACUGGAAUAAAUAAUACUGUUAGUUUUAAUAAACUGACCAUUGAACAAGCUAUAAA